Caenorhabditis sp. 36 PRJEB53466 is the source of this 1066-nucleotide messenger RNA. The record is from the annotation of a GenBank genome assembly. Lineage: Eukaryota; Metazoa; Nematoda; Chromadorea; Rhabditida; Rhabditidae.
AUGGGAGAGGAGGAGACAAAGGAGUUUGCAAAGGCGGCAGUCGCUCCGGAAAUGAUCGACGACAAUGAGGAGGAAGAGAUCGACGACAAAGUGAUCAAGGUGAGAAUCUGAUGACGUCGCGUGCUAUUGUCCAUUCCAUUGCUCCCCAAGGAUAUCAUCAUUCACAAAAACAAUGAUCUUCAGAUAGUUGUGAUGGGCGACGGAGCAAGUGGAAAGACGUCGAUCUGCCAGAGAUUUGCGAAGGAAUCUUUCGACAAAUCCUAUCAUCAAGUACUAUUCCCUCUGAUUCCAUCUCAUUUCAUUCUAUUUCAGACUCUUGGCUUGGACUUUUUCUCGCGUAGAAUCAUGCUUCCACCGGAGUUGCAGGUGCUUGUGCAGGUGAGGCGAAACGGCAAAUUAUUGGAAAUAGACUCCACUUGAAGGUAUGGGACAUCGGGGGUCAAAGUAUUGCGGGCGAGAUGAUCGACAAGUACUUGAUGGGCGCCAACAUCGUCCUCCUCGUCUAUGACGUCACCAAUUCAAAGUCGUUUGAGAAUGCCGCCGACUGGCUUGAAGUGAUCAAGAAGAACACGAAGGGAAGCGAGAAGGUCGGUCAAUUGUUCAUUGAAGUUUCGAGGGAAUCGUCGAAUCUUGAAAUGUUUUCAGCCGGUCAAAUUAGUGUUUAUGGGCAAUAAGACGGAUCUGGAGGAGAGACGGGUGGUGUCCGUGGACGCGCACAAACAGUUCGCCAGCUCACACAACAUGAUGCCGUGCUACGUGUCCGCCAAGACCGGAGAUACUGUCUUUUUGACGUUCAGGUAUGCGAAAGGAUAAUUGGAUCGAAAUAAGAGUGAAUUUCAGACAAGCGGUGGCCGAAGUGCUCCACGUCGGAUUGACGAGGGCAGAAGUGGAGGCAGACAUUGCGAUCGUUCAGGGAGCUGUUGUGGAGGCGUCGAGGGCCAAUCCGAAGGUGAGCAUGGAAACUGAGAAGUGAAGAUUCAGUUGUAGAUGUUUUCAGGCCGCAGACUCACAGAAUACUCGUCGUUCGGAUCAGAGCAAGAGCACUUCAGUUUGCUCCAUUUCGUAA